AUGGACCUCACGUUCAAUGGCCUAUCAGGAAGCAUCCCUCCCGCCAUAGGUAACCUCACAAGCCUGGAGGUUCUUGCCCUAAAGUCCAACCACCUAUCCGGUCCAAUUCCGGCAGAGCUGCACAACCUUCAGACCCUGAACCGCAUAAACCUCCAGAGAAAUUUCCUAACCGGAUCGAUCCCAGACAAUCUAUUCAACAACACACCCUUGUUAACCUACCUAAACUUUGGCAACAACAGCUUGUCAGGAUCGAUACCAUCUUGCAUUGGCUCCUUGCCAUCGCUCGAGUACCUCAACCUGCAGGUGAAUCGCCUUGCCGGCGCGGUGCCUGCAGCCAUCUUCAACAUGUCCACUCUUCAGAUUCUAGCGCUCACCUACAACCACGGAUUAACCGGCCCGGUUCUUGGAAACGCAAGCUUCAGCCUCCCGAUGCUGCAGGCGUUCUCCAUCGGGUCCAACAGUUUCACCGGGCAGAUUCCGUCGGGGCUCACGGCGUGCAGGUUCCUGGAACGUGUUGACAUGACUGAAAAUCUGCUCGAGGGCGUUCUGCCAACGUGGCUGGGAAGUUUAACGCGUCUCACCUUCCUUUCGUUGGGUGGGAACAGCUUUGCUGGCCCGAUUCCUGCAGAGCUUGGCAAUCUGACUAUGUUAAGUAGCCUGGACCUCUCGGUCUGCAACCUGACGGGAUCCAUUCCUGUGGAGCUCGGACGCAUGAGCCAGCUCUCGUUGCUGCUGCUCUCUGCCAAUCAGCUAAGCGGAUCCAUCCCAGCUUCUCUUGGAAACCUGUCUGAAUUCGGAUACAUGGCACUGGAUAUAAACCGGUUGGUUGGUACAAUACCGCCAGCACUCUGUAACAUGAACUCUCUGUUUUUUAUCAGUGUUUCAGAAAACAGCCUGCAGGGGGAUUUCAGCUUCCUGUCAGCUCUUUCCAACUGCCAGCAACUUUCUUACCUUGACAUAUCGAUGAAUCGUUUCGUCGGUAGCCUCACCGCAAACCACAUGGGAAAUUUGUCCAGUGACCUGCAGACAUUCCGUGCAGUUGGAAACAAGAUAGUUGGUGAGCUUCCAGCUGCAAUCUCAAAUCUAACUGGUCUCCUUAGGCUUGAACUUUCAGAUACCCAGCUGCGCAGCGCAAUUCCAGAGUCUAUGGCUAUGCUGCAGGGCCUCCAGUGGCUUGGUCUUCAAAGAAAUAACAUGUUCGGCCCCAUCCCAUCAAAUCUUGCCAUGCUGAAGAAUAUGGUAAUACUAUAUCUUCGUAGCAACGAAUUCUCCGGCUCCAUACCAAGGGACAUUGGUAACCUGACAGUGUUAGAAGAUUUUAGUUUGGCUAAUAAUAGGUUAUCCCGGACUAUACCACCAAGUUUAUUUCAUAUUGAUAGCCUUAUCCUUCUAGAUCUUUCUCAAAACCUCUUGGAAGGUGAAUUGCCAGUUGAUAUAGGCUAUAUGAAGCAAAUUAAUGUCAUGGAUCUCUCUGCAAACCUCUUGGUUGGUAGUCUCCCGGAUUCAAUCACACAACUGCAAAUGAUGGCCUACUUGAACCUAUCACACAAUUCCUUCUCCGGUUCAAUCCCAAUGUCUUUCAUAAAUCUAACCAGCUUGCAAUUUCUGGACCUGUCAUAUAAUGAUCUUUCUGGUACAAUACCAAAUUAUCUGGCCAACUUUUCCAUCCUUACUAGCUUGAACCUGUCUUACAAUGAGCUACAAGGUCAGAUACCUGAAGGUGGUGUAUUCUCAAACAUCACCCUGCAAUCCUUGAUUGGGAACACAGGGCUUUGUGGUGCUCCACGUCUAGGAUUUUCACAAUGUCCAAGUCCAAGAGGCUCUAGAAGAAAUAAUGGUCACAUGCUGAAAGUUCUCCUACCUACUACCAUCAUUGUAGUAACUGGAGUUGUAGCUUUCUGCAUAUAUGUAAUAGUUAGAAAUAGAAAUCAGAAGCAGCAAGGUAUGACGACGGUUUCUGCCGGUUCGGUUGACAUGAUCAGUCAUCAGUUGGUCUCCUACCAUGAGCUUGUUCAUGCCACCGAUAAUUUUAGUGAGAGCAACUUACUUGGAUCUGGGAGCUUUGGAAAAGUUUACAAGGCUCAACUAAGGAGUGGUUUGAUUGUUGCCAUAAAAGUUCUAGACAUGCAACAAGAGCAGGCCAUAAGAAGCUUCGAUGCCGAGUGCAGUGCGCUACGCAUGGCGCGGCACCGCAACCUAAUUAGGAUACUCAAUACAUGCUCCAACCUGGACUUUAGGGCGCUAGUGCUUCCCUACAUGCCGAAUGGAAGUUUAGAGACGCUUCUGCACUGCUCUCAAGGGACAACACAUCAGCUGGGAUUCCUUGAGAGGCUAGGCGUCAUGCUCGAUGUGGCAUUGGCAAUGGAGUAUCUGCACUAUGAGCACUGCAAUGUGGUCUUGCAUUGUGAUUUGAAGCCUAGCAAUGUAUUGUUCGAUCAGGACAUGACAGCACAUGUGGCUGACUUCGGCAUUGCAAGGUUGCUAGUAGGUGAUGACAGCUCUACCAUCUCUGUGAGCAUGCCUGGAACUAUUGGGUACAUUGCACCAGAGUAUGGGGCACAAGGAAAAGCAUCACGGGAAAGUGACGUGUACAGCUUUGGAGUUAUGCUCUUGGAAGUCUUCACUAGAAAGAGACCGACGGACGCUGCUUUUGCCGGAAAUCUAACCCUGAGGCAGUGGGUUUUUGAGGCGUUUCCAACAGAGCUUGUCCGUGUUGUUGAUGAUCAGCUACUACCAUGGUUGUCUAGCUGCAAUCUGGAAGCCUUUCUUGUGCCGGUAUUCGAGUUAGGUUUGCUGUGCUCCAGUGACUCACCGGACCAAAGGAUGGCAAUGAGUGAUGUGGUCACGAGGCUGAAGAAGAUCCUGGCAGAGUGCAACAAAUCGGUAGCAGCUGCGCUCAAGACAGCAGCACAGUGA
Molecule: messenger RNA, 2916 nt
Organism: Miscanthus lutarioriparius
Lineage: Eukaryota; Viridiplantae; Streptophyta; Magnoliopsida; Poales; Poaceae
Source: the annotation of a GenBank genome assembly